Messenger RNA from Adineta steineri, 450 nucleotides. The record is from the annotation of a GenBank genome assembly. NCBI's taxonomy places the organism in Eukaryota, Metazoa, Rotifera, Eurotatoria, Adinetida, Adinetidae.
AUGGUCAUUUUUCACUGGGUAGGACAUAUUCCAUCAAUAUUACAUUAUCUUGAAGAUGCACUUUCUAUAAAUCGAGUUUUAACUCGUAGAGAAGUAAAAGAAAGAGAUUUCCGACAAAGUAAUGGUACGUUUAAAUGGGGAUGGAAUUCAUUUCAUUAUGCUGCUGCUAACGGCGAAAUUAUUGCGGCUCUUGUAUUAUUAUAUUCAAAACCAUUGGAAUUAAUUAAUCUAAUGUCCGUAUUAGAGGAAUCUGUGUUAAUCAAAAUGAUAGAACUACUGGAUCAGAAAACUACGGGUCUAUUUAAAGCUCAAUAUUCACCUGCAGAAUUAGCAAAUAGUUCUGGAUAUCAUAUAAUGGAAGAACAUUUACGCGUUGAACGCUUAAAAGUUGAACGUCAACGUCGUCGGGUUGCAAAACAGAGACGCGAACGGAUUGGUACUUUUGAUUGA